This is a messenger RNA of Boeremia exigua, 2161 nucleotides long. Its product is annotated as L-ornithine 5-monooxygenase (L-ornithine N(5)-oxygenase). The transcript is spliced from 3 exons. Gene Ontology annotation, biological process: intracellular iron ion homeostasis. Bases 313 to 1902 code for a protein of 529 amino acids. NCBI's taxonomy places the organism in Eukaryota, Fungi, Ascomycota, Dothideomycetes, Pleosporales, Didymellaceae. The record is from RefSeq and is a predicted model, not a curated record.
UUGUGGGUGAGUACUCCAGAUGUCCCUUUGGUUCUUACCUCGCGCCUUCCCCAGUGUAGUGUAAGACGUCAUCUAGCACACCAGCCACAUUCGCGGCUAUGUCAACGAGCAGCCAGUUCCCUUCAACCUAUUACUACGCGGGCGCAUGUUGUAAAAGAUGGAUAUUAUUUACAGUGAGAAGGAGACGGUUUUCAGCAGCUUUCGAUUCUUAUUGUUGCAUCACACGAAUUCGCGGUGUUGCAAGAAUUACACUGACAUUUGUAUCAGAGCAUCUGAUCUCUCCAACAUUUAGCGUUCGCCCUAACCAACACAAUGAGCCCUCACGCUGAGUUCCCCACCAGCUCGCCUGGAAACCCAACACCGGCUGUUCAGAGAGCUUUUGGUGGCUUCACAAACGGUCUGGAUGAGAGCGAUUUUCCCGCAUUCGAAAACCGGUCGAAUCUGCGUUAUACACCGGAAGAUGAGCUGCACGACUUGAUUUGUGUCGGAUUCGGACCUGCAUCUCUGGCCAUCGCUGUUGCUAUUCACGAUGCACUCGAAGGUACAGAUCCAUCGCUCUCUGAUAUCCCUGGUUUGGAGAGCAGGGCACCAAAGGUCGCGUUCUUGGAGAAGCAAUCACAGUUCGCAUGGCACGCAGGCAUGCUGUUGCCUGGUGCAAAGAUGCAGAUUACAUUCAUGAAAGAUAUGGCUACCAUGAGGAAUCCACGCAGCGAGUUUACAUUCAUCAACUAUCUUCACCAGAAGAACCGUUUGGUUGAGUUCGCCAACUUGAACACCUUCCUUCCCGCACGCGUCGAGUACGAGGACUACAUGAAGUGGUGCGCAAGCUGGUUCGAAGAGGUUGUUUCGUAUUCUCAGGAGGUCAUUGCGGUUAAUCCUCAGAAGUCGGCCAGCGGCGAGAUCUCCACCUUCGAGGUUGUAUCGAAGAAUCACUUGACCGGUCAGGUCGAGACACGGAGAACGAAGCACGUCGUCAUCGCUGCUGGUGGAAGACCAAACAUCACCGCACCUUUCCCCCAGGACCACCCCAAGGUUGUUCACUCCUCGAAGUUCUCAUAUAUCUCAAAACAGAUCCUCAACGACCACCAAGCGCCCUACAAAGUUGCAGUUGUCGGUAACGGACAAAGUGCCGCUGAGAUCUUUGACUUCUUACACGCGAACUACCCCAACUCUGAGACGCGACUUUUGAUCAAGGGUGGAGCGCUGCGACCCAGUGACGAUUCGCCAUUCGUUAACGAAAUCUUUAACCCCUCGCGCACCGAAGUAACUUACAACCGCGACCCGACUCUGCGCGCGCAGACUCUCACCGAGGACAAGGGCACCAACUAUGGCGUUGUACGCAUCAACCUUCUCGAACAUAUUUACGAGACGCUUUAUCUGCAGCGCUUGAAGUACGGCAACUCGCGCGAAGCUGAGGAGCAAUGGCCACACAACAUCCUACCUUACCGUAGAGUAACGGCUGUCGAAGACAGCCCGGUGGUCAAGGACGGAAUCCGCUUGCAUGUCCGUGACCAAAGCCCGCUGUACUUCAGCGAGGCGCCUGGCGCAGGCGAGCAGAAGCAAAUCCUGGAUGUUGAUGCUGUGUUCGUUGCUACUGGAUAUCUCAGGAACUUGCACGAGACACUGCUCAAGGAUGCUCGGCACCUCAUGCCUGGCGGUGACCUGAAAGACGCGAAGUGGACGGUGCAGAGAGAUUACAAGAUCAACUUUGCGAACAAGGCUGUCAGCGACGACGCAGGCGUCUGGCUGCAAGGCUGCUGCGAGACCACACACGGUUUGAGCGAUACCCUUCUAUCUGUGCUUGCCUGCCGUGGUGGAGAAAUGGCCAGGGCCAUCUUUGAGAAGGCGCCUAAGUGGGAGAACACUGACGUCCUCGGUGGAUUUCAGGCUCCCAGACUCUAAGCCACAUGCUGAGAGUAUCUUCGGAGUCGCGGCGUCUGGGACAGCGAGGCCUCUUUAUUAGAUUCUGUCUGCCGUUGCGAUUGGCAGCAUUUUUUGUAGCGAUUGCGUUAUCUGGAAUGGACAUUCUUCACCCACUUCUGCGCAUGAGGUGUGCGAAUGCUGUCGACUGAACCAGGAUCAGCCAUGCAACCCACACGUCAUUCCCCUCGUAUCUCUUACAGUUCCGCCAAUGGCUAGUUUGCAGCGGCUUUGCGCCCCC